AUCCUACAAGACUGUUUUUUGUUUGUUGUGGGGCCUAACCCGACGGACAAGGCAAAAGACAACACAUGGCAACACUUGCAGGAGUCAUGUCCGUCGUUUUCUUUUAUAUGCGGGCCGGGGCCAUCUUUUGAAGGGCAAUUUUUCCUUCUUGAAAGUUGCCUCUGUGAUUUCAAAGUUCCUCCAGGACAUGCCUUCUGGUGAAAUAAAGCUGUCUAUGCUGGAUUUUCAGCGGCUGAAUUCGCAGACGCAGCGAUGUCUGAAAACUAUCCACAAGGACGUCACAACACACCGACAAAAAAUACGGAGGGAAUUGUCGAGAAACAUCCUUCCACGGAAAAUGAGCUCCCAGUUCAGGGAGAAGGUCGAGGAAGUUCUCCCGAAGAAACUUGGGCUGCUGGAAGAAAAUCCAAGGAGACAGAACUUGAAGGCAAUUUAUGGAUUGCUGUCCGGAUAUUUUAUUUCGAUGUCCGGGCACAGGACAGGGGUACUCAGCAAUAUGCUGGUAUCAGAAGUUGAAGAUUCUGAGGUCGAAAAUGGCAUGACCAUCAUUGAGGCAAGUGUUACUCUGUUGUGUAAGAAAACAGUGUUUACCACGUGUUUGAUUGCAAAAAUGUUUUGUUUAUUUGUUACAGGUGGAAAGCCACAAAUCGGCAGCGACUUAUGGGCACGCCCAACUGUGCCUUUCUGAAACUGAGGUUGGGUGGUUCAUGACCCUUCAUAGUUUGCGCAACAAAUUCGAAGGGUCAGAAUCACCCUACUUUUUCUUUUCAAAGUCGGGGGGCAAAUGUCUUAAGCUUGUCGAGUAUUUUCAACAGCAGUGGUUGGAGCUGGGGUUCUCGGGCUGUUACAACUUCAGGAACCUCAGAACGUCCAUGGUUGACUAUACCAAGAACAUCUCCCCAGCCAAGAGGGCCCUUUUACACAGAUCCAUGUGCCACUCUGACACGGUAGCUUCAAAAUUCUAUAUUCCGCUCAACACGGUGACUGAAGCUGCACAUGUCAGAGAGAUGCAAGAGACGGCGGCUGGUAAGGAGGAGAGGAGGAUGGCGGAAGAUCGGCAGCAAGCAGAGAUGGCGGCUGGUAAGGAGGAGAGGAGGAUGGCGGAAGAUCGGCAGCAAGCCGGAUGCUCCAGCACCCCACCAGUGCAGAAGCGACCUCGGCUGAAGCGGGUUUUAAGGUUCGAGUCUUCCACUGAAGAGGAAGAAGACGAGCCCAGGUCCAAGAUGCAGCUGGUUGUCCAGUCGAGCACGAGCGACACCGACGAUGACUCAGCCUUAGUUCCGGUCAGCCUGAGCUCAUCUGAGAAUUGCUCACCUUAGAUGCGGUCAUAAGUCCACCCCAUCAGAUCUGUAAUUUGUAUGUUAAUUUGUAAAUAGUUAACCCUAGUGUUGUUUAUUUGUUGAGGCUGUUUUUUUAAAAGCUGAAGUUUGAAUUUUUCUAAAUAGUGUUUGUUAGGUAGAUGUAGGUAUGUUUGUUUUCUUUGUUAGCUAGGUUUAUUGA
Molecule: messenger RNA, 1500 nt
Organism: Astyanax mexicanus (Mexican tetra)
Lineage: Eukaryota; Metazoa; Chordata; Actinopteri; Characiformes; Acestrorhamphidae
Exons: 5
Coding region: 708-1319 (203 amino acids)
Source: RefSeq, a predicted model, not a curated record